CGUGCUUGUUUACCGUGAUGCUUGUACGUUGCGGGCGCCACUUCUCAGCGGUGAAAAUCCGUUUUCAUCACCGUUUUAGUGCAGUUAAAACUCUGUUGUGUUUUGUCUUUGAUUAGCCUCUUCGAAAGUUCUGAAGAGCAUGUGCGAGAGUUUCUACAAGUUUUCAAAGCCCAAGAAGAUCCGCGUGUGUGUGGGCACCUGGAAUGUGAACGGCGGGAAGCAGUUCCGCAGCAUAGCUUUUAAGAACCAGACCCUCACCGACUGGCUUCUUGAUGCCCCCAGGCUGGCGGGCAUCCAGGAGUUUCAAGAGAGAAGAAGUAAGCCGACAGACAUAUUUGCGAUCGGGUUUGAGGAGAUGGUGGAGCUGAAUGCCGGAAACAUUGUGAAUGCGAGCACCACGAACCAGAAGCUCUGGGCCGUGGAGCUCCAGAAGACCCUCUCCCGGGACAACAAGUACGUGCUGCUGGCCUCCGAGCAGCUGGUGGGCGUCUGCCUGUUCGUCUUCAUCCGCCCGCAGCACGCGCCCUUCAUCAGGGAUGUCGCCGUGGACACUGUGAAGACGGGAAUGGGAGGCGCCACUGGCAACAAGGGAGCGGUGGCCAUCCGCCUGCUGUUCCACACGACCAGCCUCUGCUUCGUCUGCAGCCACUUCGCCGCAGGGCAGUCCCAGGUCAAGGAGCGGAACGAGGACUUCGCGGAGAUCGUGCGGAAGCUGAGCUUCCCUAUGGGACGGAUGCUCUUUUCCCACGAUUACGUGUUCUGGUGCGGCGACUUCAACUACCGCAUCGACCUCCCUAAUGAGGAGGUGAAGGAGCUCAUCAGGCAGCAGAACUGGGACGCCCUCAUCGCAGGGGAUCAGCUGAUCAGCCAGAAGAACGCCGGGCAGAUUUUUAGAGGAUUUUUAGAAGGAAAAGUAACCUUUGCUCCGACAUAUAAAUAUGAUUUGUUUUCUGAAGACUAUGACACCAGCGAAAAGUGCCGCACCCCCGCGUGGACCGACCGCAUCCUCUGGAGGAGGAGGAAGUGGCCUUUUGAUCGAUCAGCGGAGGACUUGGACCUCCUCAACGCCAGUUUCCAAGACGGAAGCAAAAUCCUCUACACGUGGACCCCGGGCACGUUGCUGCACUACGGGCGGGCCGAGCUGAAGACCUCCGACCACAGGCCCGUGGUCGCCCUCAUCGACAUCGACAUCUUCGAGGUGGAGGCCGAGGAGAGGCAGAGCGUCUACAGGGAGGUCCUGGCCGAGCAGGGCCCGCCCGACGCCACGGUACUGGUCUCCGUCCAGAGCGCAGGGCCGGAGAGCAGCUUCUUCGAUGACACUUUGAUCGACGAGCUUCUGCAGCAGUUCGCGAAUUUUGGUGAAGUGGUUCUCAUAAGGUUUGUAGAAGAUAAAAUGUGGGUUACAUUUUUGGAGGGAAGUUCUGCCUUGAGUGUUCUGAGCCUCAGUGGUAAAGAGUUACUGGGCCGGACUAUAACGAUUACUUUGAAAAGUCCCGACUGGAUCAAGAAUUUGGAAGAAGAAAUAAGUUUAGAGAAGAUUAACGUCCCAUUGCCUUCGUCGACAAGCUCCACGCUGCUGGGCGAGGACGCGGAGGUGGCGGCAGACUUCGACCUGGAAGGGGACGUGGACGACUACAGCGCCGAGGUGGAGGAGGCUCUUCCCCAGCACCUGCAGCCGUCCCCGGGCUGCGGCCUCGGCGCGUCCCCCAGCUCUUCCCCGCGGACCAGCCCCUGCCAGUCGCCCACCAUAGCGGACGUCCCGCUGCCCUCCCUGCCCGUCAGGCCAAGCCGGACCCCGUCCAGGACUCCGGGGCAGCCGCCUCCACAGAGUGCUUUUCCCGCUUCUCCCGUGGACGCGCCGUCAGCCGCGCAGCCUCAGAAGGAUGCUCCGCAGGUCCUGGAGCCCAAGCGGCCGCCGCCUCCCCGCCCGGGGGCCCCUCCCGCUCGGCCAGCACCCCCGCAGCGACCACCUCCGCCUUCAGCACCCCAAAGCCCCGGAGCGACGCGGAGAGAAAACCUAGGCCACAGCCAGCCUUUGCCUCCAGCGGGACUCGCGGGCCCAGGACCCGCUGGACACGGCUCGCCCAGACCGACGGUCCCGGCGAUCCCGCCCCGAGCCGGGGUGAUCAGCGCCCCGCAGAGCCAGGCCCGGGUGUCCGCGGCGUCUGCUGGGAGGCCGGCUGCCGAGAGCCAGGGCAGAGCCUCCGAAGUCCCCAGAGGUUCACCUCUUCUUCCUGAACCCCUGAAGCCUCAGGCCGCCCCGCCUGGUCCAAAGAUGCAGGAGCCCCUCGUCCCGACAGCAGCCCCGCUGCCUCAGGCUGCCCCCCAGCCCGGCUUGGAGACGCCGCCCCAGCCCCCGCCGCGGAGCAGGUCCUCCCACAGCCUGCCCUCCGAGCCCUCCCCCUCGGCGCAGCCGCAGGUGAGACCCAACGGCGUCCCUGCGGUCAGACUGGAAUCACCGUCGAAGAGCGACCCGUUUGAAGACCUGUCACUUAGUCUGCUGGCCGUGUCACAGGCCCAGCCGCCCGUGCACCCCGCCCCUGUCCUCACCCGGCCCAAGGGGGUGGUCCCCCUGCCUCCUGCAACAUCGAGUAACAUCAGCAUUUUGAGUUCUGUGAGCUGCAUGCCGACACUGCCUCCACUUCUGCGGAGCCAAUCCCAGGAGAACGUGCGCUGCUCUCCGAACCCAUUUGCCCCGACCUUCCCUGGCACUGACCUCUUCGCCAGCAGGACGAACCCGUUCAGAGCCCCGUCCAGGGACGCAGAGGCGGCGGCACGGCCUGUGGAGCCUGUCCCCUGUGCUCCCCUCCCUCCUCCCGGGCCUCGGGGCCAGAGCAGCGGCAAGCCUCCUGCUCAGCCCCCCGGCUUCCAGGACAGCUCCGACCCGCAGGUCCAGGCCACAGCGAGCGCCAGCCCCCCGAGGGGGUGGGUCACCUUCGAGGAAGAGGAGGACUUUGGUGUGAGAGCCAAGUUGAAGGGCAGCUUGUCCAGACUCCCUGGGCCCUCGGGCCAGGCCCGUCCUCCGGCCCAGGCGUGACCUUUGGAGAUGACUGGGGUCAAGGGACUGGUGUUCCCACCUGUUGUGCUGCCCGCACGGAGGCCGCCCCCGCCUCCCGGUUCCUGCGCUCCCCGCAGGCCCCGCCCCUCCAGCCGACCCUUUCACCGCUCUGGCCCCGGUGGCUCCUGCUGUAGACUUCACAGAAAGAUAGCCCACAGGGGACAGCGCUCCCGUGUGCUGGGCAGAGCGAGAGAACCGGGCGUCGUUACUCAUUAUGUGCAAUAGUCCUUGUUCCUGCACUGAUGUCAAGAAAUACCACUGUGUCACGUGUACAGAGUUGGAGUAUGUGUAUAUUGGAAAUAGGGAAAACCCUUCUCAUUAUUAACUGGAGUUCUGGUGUGUUUCUGUUUGGAUAACUGAGAGCAGUAGCCAUAAAGAGUGCUCAAAACUACUCUGGGGAGUAGACCCCACUCAGAUCCUCGUGAGGCCCCCAAGAACCUCAGAAAGACUCGCAGCUCCCCGCUGGCCCGGCUCCGCCCUCCCGAGCAGUCACCAAGGAGCUGUCCGCGGGGCGGGACGCUGGACCGGACUCAGAGGCAUUGCUAGAGAGAGUGAGUGCACACAUGCGCACACACGUGUGAUGUUCGCACACACACAGGCUAACACUCACCUAAACUCUAGGGCAUGACUCAGACCAAAUCUGUAUCUAAAAGUUCUGAGAGUUCUUUUUCAAUAUUUCACUAUCAGAAGGACCGCUGCAAGUGAAAUUUGGACAUUAAUUUUCUUUCCAAAACUAAAAUAACCCUUACUCCUGAAACAGCAUUUUCUCUCCUUGCACGCGUGCGCGCACACACCUUGGCACUCCCCACUCCAGGCCCCAGGCCUUCCCUCUGGGACGGCUCCUGGCAGCUGGAAGCACGUGUCGCAGUCACUGUCCCGCACACACUCCAGCCCUUUCCAAGGAGCUGAUGGCCGUGUGUCUGCGAGGCACAGGCCAUGGUUCAGUGAGGAAUUCAGCGCCAGGUGUCCUCUCUCUCUGUACACGAAGGUGUGUGCUGCCUGCUGCCUCCUCCUCCACCCCCGUCUGCCGCUCCAGGCUUCCUCAGCAGGGAGAGCAGGGGGGAGGGGGCGCUCUGAACUGGGUCUUCCCUGAGGGGCUGGGGCCCACCGGGCGCUGCUGGAAGCUCUCCGGCGCCUCCUGGCGGUGUAUCCCCUCUCCUGCUCUGCUGCAUCCACUGACCCCGCUUCUAUUGGUUUUCUGAAGCACACGGAAUUUUUACAGAAUGUAGUAUUUUGCUCUCAUUAAGUAAUCCCAAUCAAAAUCCGUGAGCAGCCGUUUUGUUGUCAGUUUAAGCCAAAGUCAUCUGUACCCAUAAGACUUACGUUAACGCUCCUUUCUAUAGAGCGUUGUGUAUGUCCCCCGAAACCCCGCGUCCUCAUUGGACCGUCACUGAUGUGCGCGGGGGAUGGCAGGAAGCAGGGUCCCUGGUAAGAAAGUGGAAAAGCACAGGACUGCACUGCACUUCACCACAGAAAGCAAAUCCAUAGUCAGAGUACUUCUCUAGAUGCUUAAAUGCUAUCACACUCUAUUUAUAGACGUCAUCCUCUCUGUUAACGGCCAGGAACUUGAGUUUUCUAUUGUGCUUUUUGGGGUUCUAAGCAUUUCAGCAUCAGUAUAUCUUAAACGGCAGUAUUACUCUAAGCGAUAUGCUUCAAAUGUGAACUAACUUGUCCAAACGGUGGCUUUAGCUUCUGUGUGAUUAGUGUGUGGUAUUUGCUCUUUAUUAGACAAACAGUUCCUUACCGUGAGCAGUCUCCCGGUGAACCUGAACUACUGCCUGAAACACACAUGCCGUGCGGCACCGUGGCCUUUAUCGGAAACUCUAUUCGGCAAGUUGCUGAAAGUGCACAAAGCUAUGGAAGUUAAAGGUACGCUGCCAAUAACUGGCCAUUAUUCUGUGUCUUACUGAAAUAUCUACCAGUUCUAUUAAAAGCAGAGCAGAAUUU
This is a messenger RNA of Myotis lucifugus (little brown bat), 5005 nucleotides long. RefSeq names its product synaptojanin-1-like. Gene Ontology annotation, cellular component: perinuclear region of cytoplasm; presynapse. The record is from RefSeq and is a predicted model, not a curated record. Gene Ontology annotation, molecular function: phosphatidylinositol-4,5-bisphosphate 5-phosphatase activity; RNA binding. Lineage: Eukaryota; Metazoa; Chordata; Mammalia; Chiroptera; Vespertilionidae. Gene Ontology annotation, biological process: brain development; synaptic vesicle endocytosis; phosphatidylinositol dephosphorylation.